Eublepharis macularius is the source of this 2235-nucleotide messenger RNA. RefSeq names its product purinergic receptor P2Y11 (gene P2RY11). Bases 99 to 1109 code for a protein of 336 amino acids. The record is from RefSeq and is a predicted model, not a curated record. NCBI's taxonomy places the organism in Eukaryota, Metazoa, Chordata, Lepidosauria, Squamata, Eublepharidae. The transcript has 2 exons. Gene Ontology annotation, cellular component: plasma membrane. Gene Ontology annotation, molecular function: neurotransmitter receptor activity; G protein-coupled ATP receptor activity. Gene Ontology annotation, biological process: cellular response to ATP; calcium-mediated signaling; G protein-coupled receptor signaling pathway.
AUCCUCUGCAAAUAAAGGGACAUUUCCAUUGUCCCACUAAGAGCACAAAGCUGGACUGGAGACCACAUCCCCUGGACUCAGCAGGACUCAAGAACCCCAUGGGCUUGGAUUCGAGAACCUGCAAAGAGGGCUUGGACAAGUUCCAGGAACAGCUCUGGCCUAUUCUCACUCUGCAGUUCAUUUUGGCCGUCGCAGGGAAUAGCUAUGCCAUUUACCGAUUUGUGGCCCGUGAACGCUCCUGGCACUCUGGCAUCAUCUACUCCUUCAACCUGGCUGUCAGUGACCUGCUCUACGCCUUCUCUUUGCUGCCCAUGGCACUUUAUUACUACCCGAAAAAGGACUGGCGCUAUGGCCUUGUUUUCUGCAAGCUGGAUCGUUUCCUCUUCUUCUGCAACCUUUACGGCAGCACCUUUUUCGUUGCCUGCAUCAGCCUGAACCGCUAUGUUGCCAUCGUCCACCCGUUCUUCACCCACGGACGCCUGGAGCCCCGCCACGCCAAGUUGCUUAGCGGGGCAGCAUGGUUGCUGGUGAUGGCCAUUUCGGCACCAGUUCUUAGUUUUUCAACCACAGAACUUAAAAACGGCAGCAGCACAAAUAACACCAAUCGAACAGAGUGCCUAGGAAGUGCCUCGGAGGAUCACCUGUGGCAAUACUGGCCCUACAGCUUGUUCCUGUUGGCUUUUGGUUGUGGGCUGCCGUUCAUGCUGACCGCCUUCUCCUGCGGGGCCAUCCUCCACACAGUCCUCCGCAAUCAGAACAUCACAACAGCGGAAAAGCGCAAAGUGAAAGCGCUCAUCUGCGUGGUGGUAGCCCUCUAUGCCCUGUUCUACCUGCCUUUCCACAUCCUACGCAACCUGAACCUCCGCACUCGCAUGCUUGGAAAGGAGGACUGCAGGGCAAUCCGUCUGAUCUACACCCUCUACCAGCUAGCUAAGAUCUUGGUCCACUUUCACAUCUGUAUCCACCCACUGGUCUAUGCUGCCUUGGCUGACAAUCUGCAGGAAAACUGCUGCAGAGGCUUCUGGCGGAGGAAAGAUGUAGAAGAGAGGGGUGUGCGGUUGAGGCUGUGCAAACAGGACCCUCCUGGAGCCCCCCGGGAGCAGGGCUGAGGCCAUCUUGUUUGGCCUAUACGACUUCGCUUUUUGCUGCAGCAGACCCAUUCUCCCUGCUGCAUGGCUGCAUGGAAAGCUCAGCUUCGAGAAACUGCAAGGCUGCACUUGUCGUGCAAUCCCCCGCCCCCCGCCCCCGCCGGCUCCCACGCUUCUGCUCUCGAAAAGCAGAACUCGCAGGCACUUUGGCUGCCAGUGGUCUGGAUGGGCAAAUGAGACUGGAGUCAGCACAGAGGCUCUUUCAAUCUUUGACCCUCAUGCAGGCGGCACCUGAAAUCUACGUCUGAAUUAAGGAACUAGCACCGGCCUCCUUGCAAAUUGUAAUACACAAUAAAACCCUACAGAUAUUUUUUUCCUAAAUAAGGAGGUAGAGGCUUUGGGAAGGGGAAAUCAGAAUGCGGAAGUGACAGCAGAGAUGCUUAAUCACUUCCCAGUCUCCUGCUUCUUUUCACCAAACCUUUUUCUCCCCACUCCCGGCUUUUCAGUCAUUCUCUAUCGGAUAGGAGGGGGAUUUAUGGCGGGGGGCGGGUACAACUAAACUGGCUUCUCUACCCACUUCUGAUGAGGACAAUAAGAGCACUCUGGUUUCUGUGAGCAUACGGGUAGAACAUGGCUGGGGAGGUGCCCAGCAACUUGGGACCUGGGCAAGUUUGCCCAAUUCCACAUUCCAGCGCUUACUUAAAACGUUAGGUCUGCCAUCAUUUUGCCACAUUGUAUUAACACCGAUCAGUUCAGGCAGUCCCGCAAUUUGAUUUAUGUUCUUAGAAGCUGAGGGCAAAGCUGCCAUGAAUGUCAAUCAUCUGCCAUGGGAGGAAACAGCGAAGACGUCAAUUACCUUCUGGCCCUGGUCUCUUGAGAGACAACGCCAAUGGGAUCUUUCCUUGAGAAAGGUGUUUGGACAUGUCUGCAGAUGCACUAGGUCAACAGCAGCAGCAAGAACUCCUCCUGGCUCCCACAACUAUUCCCUCACACACUUAAGACACAGAAUCACAGAGCUGGAAGGGGCCAUACAGACCUUCUAGUCCAAAGCCCUGCCCAAUGCAGGAGACCUUUCGAUCAAAAGGAACUGCAUGCAGGCGUCAUAAAAAUAAAAUCCAACAUGAAUCAUAGAAUCAUAGAGUUGGAA